Molecule: messenger RNA, 961 nt
Organism: Sus scrofa (pig)
Lineage: Eukaryota; Metazoa; Chordata; Mammalia; Artiodactyla; Suidae
Gene: FATE1
Product: fetal and adult testis expressed 1
Biological process (GO): negative regulation of apoptotic process; negative regulation of mitochondrial calcium ion concentration
Cellular component (GO): mitochondrial outer membrane; mitochondria-associated endoplasmic reticulum membrane contact site; endoplasmic reticulum
Molecular function (GO): ubiquitin protein ligase binding
Source: RefSeq, marked provisional
GCGUCCUCCGUGCUCUGCUCUCUGUGCAUCCUUGGCCACCGCUUACAAGUGAAGAGCUGGCUGUGAUGGCAGGAGGCUCCACUAACACCAAGAAGAUAGAAAUGUCCUUGGCUGAAGAGCUGGUUCCUAAAAGCCAGGAGCCUAGCCGCGAGCAAGUGCUGAUAGCAGAAAUGUUGGAGCAUGGAAUCCGGUCCCUGGGUGCUUCUCAGAGCCGUCAGAAGUUGGAUUCAAAGAUUUCCGAUUCUGCUGCAGCUUGGAAUUUGGCUGCCAACAAGUCCAAGAAAACGGGGCCCCAGCUGCCACCAAAGAAAGCGUCCCAAGAACCAAACCAGGAGGGCGGCUUCCAAGGCAUGGGGUUCCUUUACGAGCGCAACCUGGGGGCAGACGUGAUCGCUGAGAUUGGCCUGGAGGAGCUAAACGGGCUGGAGAUGGAAAUCAUGAGAAGACAGCUGCAAGUGAUCACCGGGCGGCUGCGGGCCCUGGAGGACCAGGGCGCCACCUGGCGCCACAGGGAGACCCUCUUCUUCACCAUGCUGGUAUCCGUCUGCGUUGCCAACCUCUGGCUGUGGCUGCGCCAGUGAUGCUUCACGCAGGCCACCUGCACAUGGAGCCCUCCCCUCCUCCCCUUCCUUCCCUCGGCCACCCCUGCCGUCUCCUCCCCACCCUUCAGCAGCAGCUGGGAGGUGGAGGAAGGUCCGAGGGGGCUGAGAGGCAGCCCCCGUGGAGGGCAAGGAGGGUGGCAUCCAAUUGCCUCAGGAACACCAGGGGUAGGUGCUUCCUACCUGCCUGUCAGGGCUCCACGGUGACCGUCUUGGAGCCACAUCUUGCCUGGGGGCCCUCGGUGUCCCUUCUGUUCCAUCCUUGGCAGGGGCUUGGCUGUGUCGUCCCUGUUUUCUUCAAUGUCAUGCAUUGGGCUCUGCACAGAGAAUGUUCUUAAUAAAAGUUUAGUGAUAGCAGCAAA